Molecule: messenger RNA, 6123 nt
Organism: Mesocricetus auratus (golden hamster)
Lineage: Eukaryota; Metazoa; Chordata; Mammalia; Rodentia; Cricetidae
Gene: Chst3
Product: carbohydrate sulfotransferase 3
Exons: 3
Coding region: 552-1988 (478 amino acids)
Biological process (GO): N-acetylglucosamine metabolic process; carbohydrate metabolic process
Cellular component (GO): Golgi membrane
Molecular function (GO): chondroitin 6-sulfotransferase activity; N-acetylglucosamine 6-O-sulfotransferase activity
Source: RefSeq, a predicted model, not a curated record
CCUCCCGGCUCCUCCCUCCUCCCUGCGUCCUCCGCCUCCUCCAUCCUCUCCAAGAGGCCGGGUGGGCGGCCGCGCCAACUUCUCUGAACGUCCCCAAGUUGCCGGGUGCGCGUGUGGAGUGAGGCGAGGAGCGCGGUGGAGGGGCGCGGGGCUCCUGGAGCCUUGGCUGCGGUUCAGGAAGCCGCCGCCGAUCGCUAGCGGGUUCGGGGCCAUGGGCAGGACCGACCGAUCGUUUACGGGCUGGGACACUGCCCGCCUGGCGCCGCUUCCCGCCUAGCGAAGGGACCGGACCGGCCGCGCCUCCCUCCCUGCACUGGCCCGGGACGCAGAGUGGGCGCCGUAGGGAGCAGGGCCCCAGCAUCUUCUGAGCCGAGGUCUCACUUGGGGGCGGAUGCUGCCCCGCGCUGGACGCUGGCCUCAGGAGAAUCGGAUCUGGCCGCCGGGAGGAGGAGGCUCGGUAGGGAAUGAGUGUGUCCCCCACCUGAAGAGGACAAGUUGGGUCCCAUGCCAUGCCCUUGAGCUGAGUGUCUGCAGCCAGCCUGAGGAGCCCCAUGACCCCACCUCUUCCCAUGGAGAAAGGACUCACUUUGCCCCAGGACUUUGUACAUAGUCUGAAGAUUCGGGGCAAAUACGCCCUGUUCCUGGCAUUUGUGGUGAUAGUUUUUGUCUUCAUUGAAAAGGAAAAUAAAAUCAUAUCCAGGGUCUCGGACAAGCUGAAGCAGAUCCCUCAAUUUGUGACAGAUGCCAACAGCACGGACCCAGCCCUGCUCUUAUCGGAAAACGCAUCUCUCUUGUCCCUGAGCGAACUGGAUUCUGCCUUCUCCCAGCUGCAGAGCCGUCUGUACAAUCUCAGCCUACAGCUGGGCGUGGAGCCAGUGAUGGAGGCCCAGGGGCCGGAAGCUGCAGCAGAGAAGCCAUCCCCGCAGGCUGGAGCCAUCCCGCACCGGCGCCACGUGCUCCUCAUGGCCACCACCCGCACGGGCUCCUCGUUCGUGGGUGAGUUCUUCAACCAGCAGGGCAAUAUCUUCUACCUCUUCGAGCCACUGUGGCACAUCGAGCGCACCGUGUCCUUCCAGCAGGGAGGAGCCAGCGCGGCGGCCUCGGCGCUGGUCUACCGCGAUGUCCUCAAGCAGCUGUUGCUGUGCGACCUGUAUGUGUUGGAGCCCUUCAUCAGUCCACCACCCGAGGACCACUUAACUCAGUUCCUGUUCCGCCGGGGAUCCAGCCGCUCGCUCUGCGAAGAUCCAGUGUGCACACCCUUCGUCAAGAAGGUCUUUGAGAAGUACCACUGCAGGAACCGUCGCUGCGGGCCACUCAACGUGACCUUGGCAGCAGAGGCCUGCCGCCGCAAGGACCACAUGGCCCUCAAGGCCGUGCGCAUCCGUCAGCUGGAGUUCCUGCAGCCGCUGGCUGAGGACCCGAGGCUAGACCUGCGAGUCAUCCAGCUGGUGCGCGACCCCCGGGCGGUGCUGGCUUCACGCAUGGUGGCCUUCGCGGGCAAGUACGAGAACUGGAAGAAGUGGCUGGCAGAGGGGCAGGACCGGCUGAGCGAGGAUGAGGUGCAGCGGUUACGGGGCAACUGUGAGAGCAUCCGCCUGUCUGCAGAGUUGGGCUUGCAGCAGCCAGCCUGGCUGCGUGGUCGCUACAUGCUGGUUCGCUACGAGGACGUGGCACGCAGGCCACUGCAAAAGGCCAGAGAGAUGUACGGCUUCGCGGGCAUCCCCUUGACCCCACAGGUGGAGGACUGGAUCCAGAAGAACACACAAGCGGCCCGCGACAGCAGUGACGUCUACUCUACUCAGAAGAACUCCUCAGAGCAGUUCGAGAAGUGGCGCUUCAGCAUGCCCUUCAAGCUGGCAGAGGUGGUGCAGGCCGUUUGUGGCCCGGCCAUGCGCCUCUUUGGCUACAAGCUGGCCAGGGAUGCCGCCUCGCUCACCAACCGUUCCAUCAGCCUGCUGGAGGAGCGGGGCACCUUCUGGGUCACGUAGUGGAGGAUGCUGGGGAGGUCCCGGGAAUCCCUUCUGGUGAAAUGCUGGCCCUGCUUCCCUCACACCCAGCCUGGCAGUGAGACACAGCACUGGCAGGGAGUCAAAAUGGGGAGUGGUGAUGUGAGCACAGGCUCUGGCUGGAGCUGAAAGGGCUCUCGCCAGCUGCCUUCCCCCAGCGCGGCCGCAGCUAGGACCGUGGGGGCUCCUCCGAGGACUGCAGUGCCCUGUCUCCUUCGUGGUACCGGUCAUUCCCACACACCUUAUGGCUUGCAUUGUCCCACAUAGACCCAGGCUGGUUCCUGUGUAUGACACACCUCUCAGCUCGGUCUCACAAUGUCACAGAACCAUAUAUGGAGCACACAAUGGCCUGUAGGCUGUGUGGGCCAGAGUCCAAACAUUUAACAACCAGAAGGGCGUAGGCCCUCUCCACUCAGCUCAGAUCUCCUGCUAUAUUGAGUGUUAACCUUUUCCUCUCUGAGUCAGAAAAGUCUGGGAUCCGGCUGAGUCCUUUGGAAGGAGGAGUAGCCUAGGGUGACAAUGGCUGUUUACCAACUGAUAUGAAACGGUUUGAUUAGCUGUUCCAGCUAAUCAUGAAUAUCAGCCUGGGUAGAGCAAGGCACAGAAAGUGCAUGAGGAGACGAUGCAAGGCUGGGCGUGUGGCUCAGUGGUAAAGCCCCUGCCUCCCAUGCACAAGGCCCUGGGUUUGAGCCCCAGCACUAGAAAAUAAGGAAAAACAAGACAUACAUGUACGUACAGCAGAGAGAGACAGCAAAGCAUCAUAAACUCACACACACACAUAAUCAUACACACGCUGACAUAGGAAACCUUCCCAUUCUUUCUCCUCAGUGGUUUUUAUUAUUUGUUUUGGGGUUGGUUUUUUUUUCUGUAUCACAUAUCUAAACAGGAGUCAUUUUUAGGGUUAUAUGGAGAGGGGGCGUAUUCAGGGACAAUGACACUUUACCCUGACCAGAGCUGGAAUGGAAUGAUGGUCUCUGACCCACCCCUAAGCAUCUGGGGUUGCCAUGGCUACCUCCUCUGACCCAUGCACACAGCUGGGAGGCAGAGUAUUUAGAGAUGGCAUGGCCGGACUUCGCAUGACUACAGUCCAAAGACCCCAUAUCCUGCUCACUUCAUUUUUGAAGGCUGCCUGAGGCCUAGCCAGCAGGCCCAGCUUUGGUCCCUGAAAGCAAAAGAUAGCUCAUAGGCCUUCUGUUUCCAGUCAGACCUCAUCUAGAGGCAGCCAAGAAGAUCAGAGUGUUCUGCAGGGAAACAUUACACUAAGACACAGCUUCCCUGAGCAGCCUGCUACUUCCCUCCAAGAUAACAGAGGUCAGCCCUCAGGUUGCCAUGGUUACAGCUAGUGUCUAAAAGGAAUGUCUACUUUGGAGCUCUGGGAAGAUGGGUGGGUAUUUUAUCUGGGUUUUUAAAGUUAUUUAUGGUGUGGUGCUGUUUUUGUUUUAUGGUGGGUUUUGGCUUUAUUUCUGUAGGAACACUAUUCAGUGCUGAUUGAGGCUCCUGGUAAAGGGAUAGACCAGAAGGAGGGGCCUUCUCCUUGGAGGAUCAAAGUCACUCAGAGCCCCCUAGGGCCCCACAAGCUUUUCUGUGUGAAUUCCAUGUGGGAUGAUUCUUAGAAGAUGCCAUUGGACCCUGGGUCUGUAACCCAGUUUCUAUAGUGUUGGCCUAGGGUGUAUGAAGCCCUGGUUUAAGUUCCUGUACCACAUCAGCCAGGUGUGAUGGCACAUGCCUGUAAUCCCAUGCCUGUAAUCUCAUGCCUGUAAUCCCAGCACUAGAGAAAUAGAAGAUGGAGACCAAAAGUUCAACCUACAUAUUGAUUUAGAGGUCAAACUCUAUAAAGACAAAAGUUAAAGCCUCAGCCUAGUGUCUCUGAGUGCCCACAGCAGCCUGUACUUCUCCAAACAGGUUGUUUGAAAAUCUCUUAUAAGCCCCAACAUAUGGCCAAAGGAAAGGAGGGGGGCUUGCAGAGACCUCUUGACUGAGCAGCUAGAUUCCCCAAGGCAGAAGCUCUUCCCUCUCUAUGCAAGCUGAGGCAUGGAACCCAGGCUAGCCUCGGACUUCUGCAGUAGGGGUUGGUUGCCACACUGAUUUUUCUGGACAAUUGCUACAUCUGGUACCGUCAGAGCCCAGGACUGAGCUGGUGUGAGGAAGGCAGACAUCGGAUGUGUGGCAGGAAAGCAGGCAUAGCUGGUACUGGUGUGGGGGAAGGGACAAUGGCAGGACAUUCCCCACAUUUUAGGGUUUGUUAUCUGCUUGCUCAGCUGCUGGUCCCAAGCAUAGGUGAACUGCAGAGUCAAUCCAGCCAACCUCUGCUCUAGAGUUUUGACAAUCCAAGACCAAGUGUAUAGAAGACUGGCUCCUCCCUGGGGUCAAAGGGACACUAGCUCUUGGUACUUGAUAGAGACAUGAAGUUGUGGGCAGGCUUAGGGGUUCAGAUAUCUUCUCUCCAUGUCCCCCCAUGCAGAACACAUUCCCUUCUCUGCACUGCAUGUGAGGUGGGAGGGGCUGGCCUGGGAGUGUUCUUCCCUUUCCCUGUCCCAGGAGCCAAGGCCUCCAUGUCUCAGCUCUCUGAGGACAGACCCCCACAAUGAACCUUUGGGACUUCUCAGGACAUUGACAAUGUUGUGUGCACUGCAAGUUGACUUUAUUUAUUUUGUGGAAAGAAGGGAGGGUAUUAGGUGCAAAGCUGCAACCUAAUCAAGAAGUGCAAAUACUCAUAACAACAAUAGGAGCGAUUUGCAUGACACUCACACAUCAGGACACCUGGGGACCACAAAGAAGAUGAGACAGGACCAGCUCGUGGAAGGCCAGGAUGCUAAAGAGGUUCCGUGGGUCUAUUAUUGCUCAGAAGUUCAAUAGCAGGGCCCUCUGCUGCAUUUCCAUUGCUCAUGUAUCUGCAGCAACAGAACAACUCAGGCAGGGGGAUGGGUGGGUGGACCUUGAUUGCCUUGAAACACCCCUUGAGGGUCAGCCACCCGGGACAAGCCCUCAGGUUUGGAGAAUGACACUUUGGGGAAAACUAUUGGGCAUCUUUUCAGGUGAAGUGCUGAAUUACGCUUAGGGGCUCUUAGGAUAGGGCUAGAUGGAGAAAAUGGCCUUACUGGUGGGAUGGGACCACUAGGGAUCAAAGAUCAAAGAACACCCAGGUGGCAUACCACAGUGACUCCUAAUCGUUGGGGGUGUCUGUCCCAUGGUGGAAGAUGCACCCACUGAAAGCCAUUGGCUCUCUUGCCAUAAGUAGAGGUAGGGAGGAGUUAGGAGCACCAGGUGGUUUUAAUUCCACGCCCCCAAGUCCCUCAGUUCUCUUCCACACUAGAGCCUGUCCCCUGAGAGGACAGGAACAUCCCCAAGGCAGUCUCAUGUCCGUCUACCACAAUGGCAGAGGGGUGGCUCUGAGGCAGGGAGAGAAAGGGUUAGGGACCAGACCUCCAAGAAGCCAAAUGGGUCCUGCUAACCUGUACACAUGGGAAGAAGGAACUCCACUAAAAUCGGGGCUGGAGCUGGUGUAUUGUUUGUGAGGAUUCUGCGGCGUGGCUCAGUGAGAUGCCAGGAGGCGGUGAGUUCCCCGAGCACAGUCACAUCCCCUCCCAACCCCAAACACUCCCUGGGAUAAUGGAACCAUUCCUUACCUCGAAAGUACGAGGCAGAGCUUGUAACUCCAGUGUCUUAAGAGCGUCAAGAUCCUUUGACCUGUGUCCUUGUCACUACGUGGGGACAGACUUCUUAUGCAUUCCUAAAGAUUGAGACAUGGUGCUACUUUAGGGCCUUCCUAGUGCUGUGGAUCAGCCUCUGACUAGGCAAACAGAGCAUCUGUGUUACUGGCUCCCACUAUAUUUGGGCUUGAACUUUGCCUCCUGUGAAGUCUCUACCUCUCCUGCAUAUUCUGGUCCCUGUGUCUCAGCACCGUCCUCCACUUCAUGGUGAGUCCCAUGAAUGCUGCCUUUGUGUCAGCAACUGGACGCAGUGUCCCGCCUCAUGGCUACAGGGUGCAGGACAUCUCCUUCCCAGUCUGAAUGGUCAGGGCAUGUACAUGUGUGCUCAGGAGUGCAUGCACGUGUACGUGUGUGGGUGUGUCUGUGUGCGUGUGUGUGUGUGUCUGUGUGUGUGCGUGUGUGUGUCU